Molecule: messenger RNA, 273 nt
Organism: Mycotypha africana
Lineage: Eukaryota; Fungi; Mucoromycota; Mucoromycetes; Mucorales; Mycotyphaceae
Exons: 1
Source: RefSeq, a predicted model, not a curated record
AAGGUCGUUCGACCUCAACCGGAAUAUGGCCUGGCUGUCAUAAAAUCUGAAAAAUCUGUCAUUAAUCACUUGGAGAAGCUCAAAACGCUCAACCUAAAAAAAACCGUAAUGGUUCGUCUCACUCCGUCAGUAGUCAUCAUGCGCCAUCUACUGAAGUUACUUAGUAUGCAGAAGCGUCCCUAUAUUCUUCAAGCCGAUUUUAUGCUUCAGCACCCAACGCUUCCUGAUAAUGCUCUGCUAAAGCGUCUUCUUCCUCAAAUAUUCCCAUCUUGA